AUGUUUGUAGAUGUGAUAGUGAACUUAGAUCAUUAUAAAGCACACAGCCCAGAUAAUAGUCCAGCCUGCCUACUGAAAGAGUCAGCCGUGCAGAUUGCACCAUCUCUCUGUUCUCUUUUCAACAAGUCUUUACGUAUUGGCGUUGUGCCUGACAAUUGGAAACUCGCGAACAUUGUCCCUGUUUACAAACGCGGGGAAAAAGCUGAGGUAGAAAAUUACCGACCAAUUUCACUGCUGUCCCUCGGAAUGGGUUCAUUUUUAACAAACCAAUAUCAACAAACGACCAUUCUUAGAGCAAUGUCGAGGCCGCUUCCAGUAACAUCAGGAGUGCCACAGGGGACCAUCCUUGGUCGAUUAUUGUUCCUUCUAUAUGAGAAUCGUCUCUCCAAUACCCUGACCAAUUCAAGGAUUGCUACAUUCGCAGACGACACUACGAUCUUCAAGACCAUCAAUUCGAUCUCUGAUGCAUCUGCUCUACAGAAUGAUCUGUCAAACUUCCAAGAAAGCUCAAGCAGUAUCAACCUCGAAUUGAAUAACACCAGAUGCAAAGUCUUAAAGA
Molecule: messenger RNA, 559 nt
Organism: Paramuricea clavata
Lineage: Eukaryota; Metazoa; Cnidaria; Anthozoa; Malacalcyonacea; Plexauridae
Source: the annotation of a GenBank genome assembly